Molecule: messenger RNA, 2034 nt
Organism: Coregonus clupeaformis (lake whitefish)
Lineage: Eukaryota; Metazoa; Chordata; Actinopteri; Salmoniformes; Salmonidae
Gene: lrrc74b
Product: leucine rich repeat containing 74B
Exons: 11
Coding region: 130-1485 (451 amino acids)
Molecular function (GO): protein binding
Source: RefSeq, a predicted model, not a curated record
UCACAUAUACCAUUCUAACACAUCUUAGAUUUACAUCGGCACACUCCAACUAGCAAAACUACUUGUGAAAGCUUACAAGCAACAAAAUAUAUUGGGUGGAAGACAAGCCGAGUCCGUUGUGUUGGAACAAUGGUCGUUGGGAAGAAGUUGGCCAAAGAGUCCCUGCUGCCGUCUGUUCUGGAGGAUGAUGACGCAGAGAUGGAGAGUGAGAGAACGCAACUGGGUGGGAUAGGAAGCCGACCACCCAGCAGACCCAGGAAAGCUUUCAGUAGGGGAAGCGUCGACAUACAGACAGUGACCCGGUCAGGGUCCGGCCGUCACUCCAGCCCUGAGGGGGAGGUGUCAGACAGGGGUGAGAGAAAGGAGGAGAAGGAAGAAGAGGGCAGUGGAGGCGGAGGUUGCGAUGGAGACACACAGGAGAGGGGGAAGGAAUGUGUCAUCACAGCUUCAGACGAGGACUAUGACACAGACUUGGAGCUGGGAGAUGUGAGGGAGGCAUAUGACCCGACGGGCCAGACUCGGUACAGGGAAGCGUGUAGAAUGUACAACGUAGUCCCUGUAUCCUAUUUCCUGAGACAGAUGGGCAACACUGAGCUGACCAUGAUGCACCAUGGCCUAGGGCCUCAGGGCACCAAAGCGCUGGCGGUUUCCUUGGUAACCAACACUUCCCUCCUGAAGCUGAACCUCAGGGAUAAUUGGAUGGAAGGGACUGGCGGGGCUGCCAUGGCCGAGAUGUUAAAGGAGAACUGUUACAUCACAGAGGUGGACCUGGGGGAGAACAGGCUGGGGGAGUGUGGUGCCCAGGCCCUGUCCAGUAUGCUGAUGGAGAACACCACACUGGUCUCACUCGGCCUGUCCGGGAACGAGCUGGCUGACCGGGCCGCACAACACCUGGCCCAGACCCUGACCUCCAACACCAAGCUGGAGACCCUAGACCUCAGUCACAACACCAUAGGAGAUGCAGCAGGUCAGGUCCUAGGACAUGCUAUUGCUGAGAACACAGGGCUGAAAUCAUUGAGUCUGGCCUGGAACUGUAUACGGGGGAAAGGAGUUGUGGCUUUGGCUAAAGGCCUUGGGGACAACAUAUUCCUCAGAACACUGGAUCUGUCUUACAAUGGUCUGGGUAAGGAUGGAGCCGUAGCUUUAGGAGAAGCUCUCAAAGACAACAACACUCUAGAGGACCUCAAUAUAAGUAACAAUCGAAUACCCCCUGAAGGUGCGAUUCGCUUCACCAUGGGCCUCAAAGUAAACAAGACUAUAAAAAAACUCAAUAUGGGGAGGAAUCCUAUACAGACUGCCGGGUGUUACGGAGUCCUGAAAGCAAUCCAGGGGAACCCAGAAUCAGCUAUGGAGUGCCUGGACUUUUCUGACAUAACAGUGAAUCAGGACUUUGAGGAUUUGUACGUUGCCUUAACAGACAUAUUCCCAAACAUCAGAGUCAAACACGGAGGAAGAAUCGACACAUUCAGAAAACCAAAGGCCUAAUGGCCUCGUUUGACCCAUCAAGAGGAUAUAUUUUCCUCAAGACAGCAAGGAGUUAAGGCAUCUGGAAUAGCAGAUGUUUAUGAAAUGCCAAUCUAGGUGAAUUGAAUGCACAAUGCAUUGACAACCUUUCUUGCCUACAGCACCAAGACAACCUGUCAAUUCUAUUGAAGAACUACUGUACUUUAGUAUACUUUACGUCUCAGGGCUUGUGGAAAUGGGUAUUCAAUUCUUGGGAACAUCAUGAUCUGAAUAAAUGAUAUAUUGCUUUCACACCAUAUCUGUGCUGUGUACAUUUCUAUAUGGUCUCUGUUGGACAGUGUGUACAGAUAAUUUGGCCUACCCACCAGACCAUCACACUCAUAUUGUCAACCUGGACUCAGGGGCAGACGUAAUAUAGUAAACGUAAUACAGGACACUCCAAUUAGGGCGUGAACGUUAUUUGUAAUAAUGGUUAGAUAGAGAAAAUCGGACCUAUCUGAAAUGAAAAUUGAUGGCCCUCCCUUCAGCAAAAUGUAUUUGACCUAAACCAUCCCUGAACGCUUGUCAAAG